Molecule: messenger RNA, 2573 nt
Organism: Cuscuta epithymum
Lineage: Eukaryota; Viridiplantae; Streptophyta; Magnoliopsida; Solanales; Convolvulaceae
Source: the annotation of a GenBank genome assembly
GAACGAAGUAUACUUUCAAUUUUAAGAUAAUUUUAUUGGCAUGGACACUCGAAUCUCUGUUUCAUGCCAUAAAGAGCAGAACUCACUUUUUGCAUGUCUUCCUCUGCCAAUGUUGUGUUUGACUUGCACAAGUUCACGUAAUGAAGGCCGCCUUUUUUAAACCGUUAGUAUAAUUCCAGCGAUUUUUUAGCUUUCUUUUCACCUGCCAUUUCCAUCCCACUCAAAUCUAUGACCUAUCUGAUCCAUCAAAUUCAGAAUUCAUGAAUUAGCGACUUCAAAAACGAAGACGACACGAUUCCACGUCCAAGAAAUUACAGCGAUAAAAUCGGGAAGGAUAGCGAGUGGAGAAGGAUCGUUUGGGAGGAUUCUCCAACCACUUCUUUGUGGCCUCUUAAAACAAGUGGAAGUCAAUGUACAAUGGUAACGUUCCCAAACACUCGUCUCUGUUCAUGAUUGGAUAGUAUAUGGGCGGAGCAGUUCAGUUUGACCCGUUUUUCAUGAAAUUGGCAUUAUUGAAAUCACAAUCAUGAAUCCCCAUACCCGUUUUGAAAUUUGAAUGAUUAUUGGGUCUUAGAAAGGGAUGUCCAAGAUGGUGUUAACUUGAUCGGGACGUACUUUACAAAGAAUUCAGAUUAGAAGAAAAAAUAUAACUGAGGGUUGCAUUGAAGUCCAGCCAUUUCUUGAUGUUCUGUUUGAAGUAUGGGAGACCGUUUUGCUUUACCAGUGGGAUUGAUGCUUACUGAUUCAACCCUUGAAGCGAUUAUACAGAGCAAAAAUCUCUCGCUACCCGCUGCUGUUGAAAAUUUGAGUGAUGACUUUAGUUCCCAUAGGAUUGAUAUUAAUGAUCAAGGGGUAGGAUCAUCACCAAGAACAUUGUUAUUGGUGGAAUGUAGGAUUUGCCAUGACGAAGAUGAAGAUUUGAACAUGGAGAUACCCUGCUCCUGCCGUGGAAGCUUGAAGUAUGUCCACCGGCGAUGUGUGCAGCGAUGGUGUAAUGAGAAGGGAGACACCGUCUGUGAAAUUUGCCACCAGCAAUUUAAGCCGGGAUAUACAGCACCACCGCCUCCUUUAUUUCAUCAUAGUAGGAUUCCAUUGAACUUAAGAGAAAACUGGUAUACUUCUGGUAGAGACCGUCACAUCCCUCCAUACAUUACAUUGGUUUCUACAGAACACAAUUUCACGGACCCGAACAUUCAAGAGCAUUGUGCAUAUACUCCAAGGAGUUUGAUUUGCUGUCGCGUAGUUGUUAUAACGUUCAUGCUGCUUAUGAUCCUACGUCAUGCACUACCGGUUAUCAUCUAUGGGGGCAGGGACUACUCAUUGACACUGUUCAUAUUUUUGGUACUAAGAACUACUGGAAUUCUAUUGCCAAUCUAUGUAAUGGCAAAGGCUGCUUUUGCAUCAGUUAGGAGACGAAGACGGAGACACCCUUCAGAGGAUGGCGAUCAUAACUCUAGUCUUGCCAUGUUAGAAGAAGGAGAUGAAUUAUUACUAUUGCAGCCCUCUCAACAAUCAUAGAUGGUUCAUCUUCAAUGACAAUAUGGAGACUUUUUACUCAUUGUCAUCAGGCUAACACUCACUGCAGAAACCUGGGGACUGGGGUUGAACUUUGCUUCUUUGAAAGCUAAUUCUAGUUCAUAGGAUUCUUAGUAUGACAAUCUCAUCGCACAUGUAUUGGCUUUUAGGGGUUAGUUUAGUGGCGACAGUGAUACCUUCGCUUCAAACCAUUCUCUAACUAGGUCUUGAUUAAUCUCCUGUACAAGCUAACAUGUUCUUCUUGGCCAAGGAAUUAUAUACUCCGUAUAACAUAAUCCUAAUUACGGGUGAAGGGAUAGGUAAUAGGCUAAUAUAAUUAGGAAUCUACCUAAUAGAUAUUUAGGAAUCUGCCUAAUAUCUAUUUAGGAAUACUUUGUAUUUUGGCAACUCUUCUAUUAUAAAUAUAUGACUCCUAUCGGAGUACACCUUUCCCGAUUAUUUCACAUGGUAUCAAGAGCUCUAGGUUUGUAGAUACAAUUUUUUUCUUUUUUCGGUUCCCAUGAACCUUAUUAUAGCCGCCGCCGCCUCGGGGUCGACUGCCGCCACAUUUACGGUUGUCUCCGAUCCUUUGAAGAUGAGCGCGGCUAAUAUGGCGCAGAUCACCUCCUUCGCGUCGCUGAACACGGUGCUUGCUUCCAGCAUGCCGUUGAGUUCGCCGCCUGCUGCUGCCUAUGUCCGCGCAGCCCACCUUCUCUGCGUCGCUGACCACGGUGCUUGCUUCAAGCGCGCUGUUGAGUUCGCCGCUUGCUGCUGCAGACAUAUAUUCUCAUGGAGAUCUUAUUGUCAAAGAUGUGCCUUCUAAUCUUCCGCUCACGGAUAUAUUUACUAAAAGUUUUUUUUAGUUUGCAAUUUUAUUUUUUUAAAAGACAACCUGCGCGUUGUAUCUCUCGCACAGUUUGAGGGGGUGUAAUAGGCUAAUAUAAUUAGGAAUCUACCUAAUAGAUAUUUAGGAAUCUGCCUAAUAUCUAUUUAGGAAUACUUUGUAUUUUGGCAACUCUUCUAUUAUAAAUAUAUGACUCCUAUCGGAGUACACCUUU